AUGAAGAUUGCUGGACAACCAUUUAUUCUUGGCCUUUUGGGCCUGGUCAACCUUGCUCGUUGCAACGUGCUGCCCAAUUGGAAUUCCUAUCCCAGCCAUGAUCCUGCUAUUGAGAAUCGCACUUUGGACGAAAUCUACGCGGCUGCUAAAAAGGAGACGGGUGAUUUAAUUGUUCUUUGGGGAGGUGAUGCUGUAAGCCAGGGUGAUUCGACCAUUGAAGCAUGGCAGGCAAGAUUCCCCGAAAUUAAGCUCAAUCUGACUGUCGAUGUUUCAAAAUAUCAUGACAGCCGAGUCAAUCGUCAGUUCCAGCGCAAUGGAACCGAUGGGGCAGACAUUGCGGUGUUGCAGACGCUCCACGAUUUCGGCCGCUGGAAGAGGGAGGGACGGCUGCUGCCUUACAAGCCGUUGAAAUGGGAGGACAUUUAUACCGCUGUCAAGGAUCCUCACGGUGCCUUUGUGGGAGCAUUUAUAUAUCAAUUCGGAGAUCUUAUUUACAACACCGGUCUCUUGAAUGAGUCUAAUGUUCCAUCCUCCUAUGGAGACUUUGUCCGCCCGGAGUGGAAAAGCAAACUGACAUUGACGUACCCCAAUGACGACGACGCUAUCACUUACCUUUUCUCUGUCAUCAUCGACAAAUAUGGUUGGGAAUGGUUUGAAUCACUCAUCGAGCAGGACGUUCAGUGGGUUCGGGGAACUGGCGAGCCUGCUAACUAUGUUGCCGAGACCAAUUCAACUCGCUCGUUGUCUUUCACCACCAAUUUGAACGGCGCGAACAACCUGGCUAGCAAAACUCCCCAAGAGGCUGCUUUGCUAUGGCCACAGACUGGUGCUAUUUUUGCGUCUACCCCUCGCCCUGAAAGUGCUAAAUUGUUUAUGAGCUGGUUGCUUAGCGACGAACGCCAGCAGGGUAGUGGGAGCUACUUAGUACGGAAAGACCUGUCUCCUAAGCUUGCAAGCGUGUGGGACGAUAAAUUCACGGCUCUCACUCAAUUCGCAACUUUCAUGGAAAACCGUGAGUUGGUCGAAUGGUGGAGAUUCCAGUUUGAGACUUCUAUCGGGAGCGCACAGGGACCUAGCCCAGUGCAUUCGUACUAUGGUAGUCGCUAG
Molecule: messenger RNA, 1107 nt
Organism: Penicillium hordei
Lineage: Eukaryota; Fungi; Ascomycota; Eurotiomycetes; Eurotiales; Aspergillaceae
Product: ABC transporter substrate-binding protein
Exons: 3
Coding region: 1-1107 (368 amino acids)
Source: RefSeq, a predicted model, not a curated record